UGGGCUCCCGUUGCCGCCUUAGGAACUCGUCAGGAAAUACGAUCUGAAGGAAAAACGUCACUUCCCCACAACUUUUGUGUUUAGAAUUUUGAAUUAUAUCGUCCCUAAUUUUAUAUCUACCUUAUUCGCACCCUCGGUGAGCAUCGAUUCACUCAGUACGGGCUUUUUAACAACUUGACGACGACAAGACUGAUCUGCAUUGACAUGCUCACGCCACACCACAGGUGUCUCUACCUGUCAAAACGACACCAGUAAACACAAUUGUAGAAGAAUAAAUCCCGGAAAUGUAACAGCUGAAACUUUGCAUCACAGCUUCUACUCUUGCAUUCGUUGUUUUGUUUUGUUUGGGCCGUCGUGUGAACCGCUUUCCUGCAUUCUGAGGCAACACAGGCACAGAUUACCUGUGAGUCUUCAUACUUUUGCAAAUCCAGAAUGGAAAAGUUGAUCAAUUGUUUCAAGAAAAGGCCAGAUGCUGUUGCCAGGUUGAUCUGCUUCCCCUGGGCAGGUGGAGGGUCCAUACAUUAUGCACGCUGGGGGAACGUUCUUAACAGCUCUAUAGAAGUUUUUGCUGUCAAACUUCCUGGACGGGAGAGUCGGGCCAAAGAGACUUUCUUUGAGAACAUGCAGCAGAUUGUGGAUGAGGUUCUUCAUUUGUUAUUGCCAGUGUUCAAAGAGAAGCCAUUUUCGCUCUUUGGUCACAGUUUUGGUGCUUAUACAAGCUAUGCUGUUGCAGAUGCUCUGAAGCAACUUCACAACAUUGAGCCAGUUCACAUUUUCCUGUCUGGUGCAUCUGCACCUUAUUCUGAGACUCGCAUCCAAGUCCCAAAGAGAAGUGACUUAUCAGAUGACGACUUUCUCAAGUGGCUGAUUUCGAUUGGAGGAACUCCGCCUGAGCUUCUGGCCAACCCAGAAGUUCUGCAACUGUUCCUUCCUGCGCUGAAGGCUGACCUCCGUGUUGUCGAAAACUAUAAGUGUGACAAGCCACCAAGUCCAUUCCUCUCUUGCCCAGUCUCAUGCUUGGAUGGGAAGGAGGAUAUUCCUCACGAUUUACAAGCAUGGAAAGACAUCACAACAGGAGAAUUCAACAUCAGGAUGCUUGAUGGGUCUCAUUUCUACCUCAAGGAUCCUGGAAAUGAAAGAAUAAUAUUAGACUAUGUGACAAAACAUCUCGAAACAUCCGGAAUGGACUACUUGUGAAGAAAUAUGUCUCGCUGGUCUGUAUAUGUAAUACACAACAACUGUUGUCCAAAUAUUGAUACAACUGUUCAUGAAAGAACACACUGCCCAAUGAUCAGAAAAAUAACUUGGAAUUUUUGAACAAAAGAUAUUUGGUGAUUUGUGCCGCUUAGUAAUGCACCAUAAGUUGUAGUUUCAAAAUAAUCACAUCCACCAAAACGAGUUGUUUGUUUGUUAUCCAACAAAAUUGUGGGGAGUGGCCAGAAAAGGUACAGGAAAGUAUUCGCCGCAGUGACUGGUGAGCAAAAAAUUAAAAACAAAUAAAGUUCAUGUCAAGCCCGACUGAUUUCGGUCAAGCAGAAGCCGGUGAUGAUGCUGGUGGCAGUGGCGGCGUUAAUAUUGGCAAGAGCUCUUCAUCGCUACUGUCUGGCGGUACUAGUCCGGGCUCGGCGAUUGGGGACCACUGCUUGAGACGGAAAAUGCUCUUUAGGUUUUAAAGUUCGUUUGCUGACGUUUUGGUGUCCUGACGUCACAUACCGAGAGCCGCCAGGUCCUUUGCAUUGUCCUCAUGCCGGAAGUCUGAAAAUUUAUGUUGGAAUUGGGGUUCAAACUCACGUUUCAGCCAAUGAGCCAGGGCUAGUUUAACGUUGUUUAUUUCAUAGUCAAAUGCAGUUUAGUAUGGUUAUAGAAUCGCCCGAGAUAAGUAAUUUCAGAAUUGUAAAAGCGGUUGUUGGUUCUUAAUUUUGACCCGCAGAGACGUUUACUAGUAAUUGGUGCCCUCUGUCUCCCCUUAGUGGUGAAAACUUGGAACUGGUAAUAGUAAUAAUAUUUUUAAUUUUCAAAACAUGAAACACUAGUCAAGCUAACAAAGACAAUGAAGUUCUUACAGAGAGCACAAACCCCACCACGUGCGACGCGUUGUAAGGAGGACUUGCCUUUUCCCGCGGGCCGUAAGUUGGAGCACCAAACCGAGUUGACGUCUCCCUUUCGACAACACUGCACCACUCCAAAUACUGUGGCUAAUGUCAGGUCGCAAGCUACAAUAACCGAGGGGAGCCAAGCUGGGGCGGACGUGGGGUGACUUUCAUUUAUUGGUUUUAUUUUAUUAUUAAGACGCAACGGCGUGAGAAACGGUAUCGACGCCCCAACGGACAUUUGAACACAAACUGUACAUGAACGCAUGUCGACAGAGAAAAACUCACAGGUGUAUUCUUUGUCCUCUGCAGAAAACAAAUCUAUUGCUGCAGCUUAUUGAGUGAUUUACAGUUGUGAAGAAAAAAAUAUGUUAAUGUCAAGCCAUGCUGAUCUCAGUCAGGUAGAAGGUGGUUAGGAUGUUGGUGGUGGUGGCGGCGGCGGCGGUGAUGUCGGUGGGAGCUCAUCAUCGCUACUGUUGUCUGCAUCUGGUGCACCAGCCUGCAUGUCUGUGAAGGGCGAGAGGCGGCGCACGCUGCCGGGUGUACACGGCAAUCUUUCCCGAGCUCGCUCCGACGGGGCCGCUGUGUUGCCAUCGGCCUCCGUCGGCGACAACCAGGGUGGGGUUAGUGUUGAUGCUGCAGACUCCAUUUCCAACAUGAAGACCGGCUUCUCAUUUUCAGCUAAAUGUAAAAAAAAAUGAUUGGAGAUGGCAAAAACACUGUAUUGUAGUAGUAGUACUAAUUGUGAUUUAAAACGACCGAUCAGAUGGAUGUAUUUCACCUUCCGCUUUCCGGAGGACCUUCAUGGGGAGUGAAUCAUCUGAUGCCUCGUAGCUGGAGGUGCUGUCCUCCUCGACGAUAUCGGGCUCUAGAAAAUCAGUGUGUUAUGAGUGUCCCUAAUGAAGUGUAUUCAUCACUUGAGUUGCCUUAUCUUCUUACCUUCGUUACCGUAACGGUAAAGUUUCCCACUUGACAUCUGCAAGAGCAAGAGUUCAGUGAUUAAAUACAUUUUUUUUUUGCCCUCCUGA
Molecule: messenger RNA, 3118 nt
Organism: Hippocampus zosterae (dwarf seahorse)
Lineage: Eukaryota; Metazoa; Chordata; Actinopteri; Syngnathiformes; Syngnathidae
Gene: olah
Product: oleoyl-ACP hydrolase
Exons: 6
Coding region: 433-1197 (254 amino acids)
Biological process (GO): lipid biosynthetic process
Source: RefSeq, a predicted model, not a curated record